AUGCUUCCUACUAUCACUCAAGAUUCGCCCCUCGCGGCGGCCAUCGCUAGGGUCAUUCAGCCUAAACUGGUGGAAAUGGGAUGGAGUACGGAUGAUGGUCAAGAGGGAGCGCUUAUUGAAUAUAUCGUCCUCAUGCUAGUGAACGGAAAGACCCAAGAACAACUUGCGACUGAACUUUCCAACGACUUCCUCGGACUAGACGAAGGCGACACACAGGCGCUUGAAUUUUCAAGGUGGUUGUUUGGUCAGGUUGAAAGUCUUGACCAACAGAUCAACGGAGCCUCAAGUGAUUCCGCAACACAACAAGUUCCUUCGUUCGGCCAAGAAUCCGGCCAAUCCUCAGGGAUGGAAGGAAAUGGUAUGGAUGCAGAGAUGGGUGAUGCGAGUGAUUCCAUACCUACAGGACCCAAGGCGAUGCGCAACGGACGACAAGCUGGCCGAGGUAGAAUGAUCAACCAGAUCAACCGAAAUCUCGAUCGCAACCCUGACGGAACUCUCCACCGAGUCCGUGGACAGCAAGGAAAUGGACGUAUUGGAGGUCACGGCCGUGAUCAAAUGAAGGGGCCUCGGCGAGGAAACGGCCGAAACAUGGGAGGCAUGGGAAUGCCAGGCAAUAUGGGAGGUGGACCGAUGAUGCAAAUGAGCCCACAGAACCAGAUGCAGAUCAUGUCGAUGUUGGAAGAGCAGGCCAGGAUGAUGUCUCAAUUGAUGCCUGGUUUCGUCCCACCUGCCGUGAACCCGGCAUUCCAAAACGGAAACCAGCAAGGUCGCUCGCUAUUUGACCGAGUUGAGCGUCAGGGCCAGCAAGGCGGUGGACGUUUCAAUAAACGCGGCCAAAACCAGAAGCCCCAGGGAGCCAGCGGUGAUAUGGAUACCGAAAUGAGCGGCGAGCAAAGCGAGAGCAACCCCGACGCCGUCUGCCGGUUUAACCUUCGCUGCACUCGGAAAGAUUGUCCAUUCGCCCAUCAAUCUCCUGCUGCACCUGAGGGUACUUCCCUCGACAUCUCUGAUGUCUGCUCAUUCGGGGCAGCUUGCAAGAACCGAAAGUGUACAGGACGUCACCCAUCACCCGCAGUCAAAUCUGCACACCAAUCCGAGGAGAUGUGCCGAUUUUUCCCCCAUUGCACCAACCCGCAUUGUCAUUUCAAGCACCCCGACAUGCCACUUUGCCGCAACGGUUCCGGCUGCACGACCGAGGGAUGCAAGUUCACGCAUGUCCAAACUGCCUGCAAAUUUAACCCAUGCAUGAACCCGAAUUGUCCAUACAAACAUGCCGAGGGCCAGCGUGGUUCUUUUCCCGACAAAGUAUGGACACCCAAGGUCAGCGAGCGCAAAUUUGUGGAUGAGGACAUGCCCGAAGAGUUGAUCAAGCCUGAGACCACGGGAGACGUAUCUCAAAACCAGGAGCUUACCGCAUGA
Molecule: messenger RNA, 1419 nt
Organism: Penicillium longicatenatum
Lineage: Eukaryota; Fungi; Ascomycota; Eurotiomycetes; Eurotiales; Aspergillaceae
Product: mRNA-binding protein NAB2
Exons: 2
Coding region: 1-1419 (472 amino acids)
Biological process (GO): regulation of mRNA stability
Cellular component (GO): nucleus; cytoplasm
Molecular function (GO): poly(A) binding
Source: RefSeq, a predicted model, not a curated record